AUGGUCAAGCGAAGCAAGCUCCUUCAGGCCCUGGAUGCCCACAAGGGCCGCGACUAUGAAGCCGAAAAGCAGAAGAAGAUGGUCAAGGCUGCGGAAAAGCGUAAAGGCCUGAAGCGCAGCCCUGCCACGACCAACAGCGACGAGCAUGACGAGGACAAAAAGGAGGACAAGGAUGUUGAGGAUUCUGACGCUGAGGACUCUGAUGCUGAGGAGGAGGCAGACAACGAUGAGGAGGAAGCAGAGGAAGCAGAGGAGGGCGACUCUGAGGACGAGGCGGAAGAGGAAGAAGACAUCCCUCUAUCAGACCUCGAGGAAGACGAACGUGAGGACGUCAUUACCCACCAGCGACUCACCAUCAAUAAUUCGGCUGCCAUUACUUCUUCCCUCAAACGCAUAAGCUUCAUCACCGCCCAGACGCCUUUCUCUGAACACAACUCUCUCGUCUCGAAUGAAGAUCUUGAUAUCCCUGAUGUGCACGACGAUCUCAACCGGGAGCUGGCUUUCUACAAGGUCUGCCAGGCGGCUGCUGUUACUGGGCGUGGCUACUUGAAGAAGGAGGGUGUUCCUUUCACCCGUCCUGGCGACUACUUUGCCGAGAUGGUCAAGAACGACGAGCACAUGGAAAAGAUCAAGAAGAAGCUAUACGACGAGGCUGCUGGCAAGAAGGCUGCCGCCGAGGCUCGCCGUCAGCGUGACUUGAAGAAGUUUGGCAAGCAAGUGCAGGUUGCCAAGUUGCAGCAAAGAGCUAAGGAGAAGCGUGAGACUAUGGAGAAGAUUAACACCUUGAAGAAGAAGCGCAAGGCUGAUUCAGCCGCUCCCACCGAUGAUGCCAACGACAUUUUCGAUGUAGCGAUUGAAGAUGCUGCCGCCCCCGAGAAGGGCCGCCGUGGACGCUCGGGCGAGGGUCCCGACAUAAAGCGCCAGAAGCGAGACCAGAAGUUUGGCUUCGGUGGUAAGAAGCGCUUUGCCAAGAGCGGUGACGCUGCUUCUAGCGGAGACUUGCGUGGUUUCUCCACCAAAAAGAUGAAGGCCGGUGGUUCCAAGCGUCCGGGCAAGAGCAAGCGGGCCAAGGGACGCAUGUAA
Penicillium chermesinum is the source of this 1083-nucleotide messenger RNA. Its product is annotated as EBP2 family rRNA-processing protein. Gene Ontology annotation, biological process: rRNA processing; ribosomal large subunit biogenesis. Gene Ontology annotation, cellular component: preribosome, large subunit precursor; nucleolus; nuclear periphery. The record is from RefSeq and is a predicted model, not a curated record. The transcript is spliced from 2 exons. Bases 1 to 1083 code for a protein of 360 amino acids. Lineage: Eukaryota; Fungi; Ascomycota; Eurotiomycetes; Eurotiales; Aspergillaceae.